AUGACUGGUGCUCCAUGCAGUAAUCCGGCAGUGGAACUUGACUCUGCACUCGGCGGCGACCUCGAUGCGACCAGCCUGUCUGCGAGCGAUAUCGAUUCCACCGGCCCUGACAUUCCUCACAUCCUACUUGAAGCGGACGCAUUCAUCACAAAAUAUGAAUUGUUCGAGAUGCGAGAUACUAUAAGGAAGGGAAUUUUAUUGUUCUAUCGUCCAUAUGGAAUUGCGGGGAUUGAAGAAGAUGAAUAUUUGGGAAAUGAGGGAAACCAGGGAGAUAUCAAGGGCAAACCGCCGGGCUCGGCAGUUUCCACAAGCAUAUGCUUCGCGGCGGGCUUCCUCCACGCUUUCUUAGAGUCUUCCUAUAAUCCGACAAUAUUUUACCCACACCCGGACGGAAAUUGGUCCUAUUGGGAGUCUGAGGGGCUCUGGUUUUGGGAAUACCCGAAAGGGUUCUGGGAAGCAGUUCUACUCUCCAGCAUUGUACACCUUAUAUCUGCAAUCCUUAGCUUUUGGCUUUCACUAAUCUUGAAUCGACACUGGGGUCGGCUUCGGGCGUUCCGCGUCGCAGCAGUCAUCGCUUUAGUAGCUUUUCUUGGAAAGUUCAUUUGCCCUGGUACAAUAGUUGCUUUUGUGGCUGACAUUUUCUGUGUCGUCUCAAUGGUGAUCUUGACUUCGACAGUACUUCUGUACAUUUCCGAGACCAGUGAAGCAUCAAAGCGAAGCCAUGCCAUGAAAAUAUGGUAUUUGUGA
Molecule: messenger RNA, 747 nt
Organism: Penicillium canescens
Lineage: Eukaryota; Fungi; Ascomycota; Eurotiomycetes; Eurotiales; Aspergillaceae
Product: Major facilitator superfamily domain general substrate transporter
Exons: 4
Coding region: 1-747 (248 amino acids)
Source: RefSeq, a predicted model, not a curated record